Molecule: messenger RNA, 5271 nt
Organism: Pocillopora meandrina
Lineage: Eukaryota; Metazoa; Cnidaria; Anthozoa; Scleractinia; Pocilloporidae
Source: the annotation of a GenBank genome assembly
AUGAACGCACACGCAAGUGAGUACGAGUUACAAAGAUUAAAGAAUAUCAAUGAGAACAAGAAAAUACUUGAAAGUCUGGGGCUUGACAAGUUUGAGGUAUGAUAGUGUAGCUGCAUAACUGCGCCCUAUUCACAUCUAUUAGGAAUAUUAUGGAGAGUAAUACUUUUUCCAUAUAAAGGUCUCUCAGGGCUUUAAAAUAUGGAUAUUUCUAGCAGUUUUUAUAGCCAGGGAAUAUGUUUAACAACAGCACCCUGAAGUAAAUCCGUCUUCACAUACUGUAAAUGAAGGGCUAGCUUGCGGUUGUGAGGGAAUUUUAUGCGGCUGAGCCGCGAAAGGAAUGGGAAGGAGAAAAUUUAGAAACUGCCUUAAGCAGUCCUGAAGGUUGUGGAGUCUUAUCCGCCCACAGGGAAGAGUCAGGAAUUCCCAUAUGUCUUUGUAACCCUCAAGGGAGGCACAAAUAAGGUAGUAAAUCGAAAGUUAACAAUUUCAACAGAUAUUAAUGCAUUCCUGUGUGCAUAAUGAGCAGAGAUUUAGCUGGCACAUUUAUUUAGUUAAUAAUUCUUUCUGGCUUGAUUUUUUUUCUAACAAGCCUGAAAUUUGUGUCAUUUCAUGGUCUUUCCUGCUAAUGCAGAUCUCUUUUUUUCACAAACUCUGUUGUAUGGGCCAUUUAUUAUUUUUAAACUUUUACCAUUUUACAACCCUUGAUGGAGACAUGUGUACUCUGACCUCUGUUCACUUGAUUAAUUGAUUAUUUGUUUUGUGCUGCAACAAAUACAAACCACUAAUUUACAUUGCUCAGUUACAAGAAAAGAAAAAGUAAAGUGGAGUGGCAGGAGAGAGGAACAGAACUUUUGUCCUAAUUGAGACCUAACCCCUAAAAUGCUGAUUGGAUGAAGCAGAGAGCUUUUUCCCUUAAAUUUGGUAGUUGCUCUGGGCAAAGUAACUUCAAAUUGAAAAAAUUAAAAAUCUCAUUCUCUACUUUUUCAAGCUUUCAUACAUUGUAGACUGCUACCUUCCUUGUAUGAUAUAGGACAAAAAACAAACUGUCUUCAAUUGCGUAACCCAGUCUCAUGCAAUAUUUGGUGUCUCCUCCCAUAUGUAUAGGUGAUGAAACAUAUAGCCUGAGUUUAUAAACAUUUUACUCCGUAGUCUUUCACUCCAAGACCAAUAAUAAAGAGGCCAUUACAGACUAAGGGUGUGAAGAGGAAGAGAGAACAGGCAAAAGAUAAAGGUUCAAAAGCUGAUGAGGAAUUCAGUUUUGUGGAUAAAGAUAUCAGAUAUCAACUCAGAUCAUCACGCAGAAUUAGAGGACAGGUGGAGUAGUUUUGACAGCGGACCAAUUGUCAGGGGGGUGCAAUAAGAUAUUACAUUAAAAAUAAAUCUCUUUGAGAUGUGCGACUCUCUACAUGUUGCUAAGCCAAGUCAAUUUUUGUUUUAAAGCUAAGCUGUAGUGUAUAUUAUGUCUUAUGAAUAUUUGGAUCAUGAACUUGGGAGCUUGUUUCAAUGUUCUUAAGACUUUAAUGUCCAUUCCUUUUAAACAUUUUUACUUUUCAUAUAGAGUUUCAAAUGGUCUAUCUUGAUCAAAGAAAAACAAAAGUCAGUUAGUUGUAGGGAUGUCAUUUUGUCUACCCUCUUCAAUCCACGUCCCCAAUCUUUUUCAUUAGGAACCAAGCAAUCAGGACUUAAAGAAUUACAGUUUUGAUGAUAGUGAUUAUGAUACCCAGGAAUACAGGAAGCCUUUAAGAGUACCAAAAAAUAGAGAAAAUGUCUUUGGAGAGAUUCCAGGUAACUUGCAAACAUUUUAUAGAAUUAUUGGGAAUUGACCAAUAAAGGAAAUAUUGUAAAUCUACAUCUAUGCCACUUAUAUAAACACAAAAUGCAUUGUAGACACAAAGAGUACAAUUGUAGUUAAAUGUACAUUUUUCAGAUUUUAUUUUCUGUUGUUUAAUACUCUCUCCUUAAUUCACCUAAUUAUUUGACAUUUGUCAUUUCAAAAGUUUCAGCUAAGAGAUUUAUUGUGGCUUGCAAUUGCUUGUAGCUGACAGUAACUGAUGUGUUUGUUAGGUUGUCCUGUGGGAACCUCCUGGGAUUCAAGACUCACUUGCUGUAUUGAUGGUGUACAUCGGUGAGGAAGUCAUUAUGGUUCUUUUAACAUACUGUAGAUCAUCACAACUCUAUUUAAAAGAAAAAAAGAGUAAGAACAUACUAUGUAUCACUGCUCAUUGAUAAAUUUUACCAGUAUGACUCCUAAAUUGGUAGAAACAGUGUCUGAUGAGCAGUUGAAAUUUACUGUAAGUUUUUGCAGAUGAUGAUACUAUUGCAUACUCAAUGCAGCAGACACAGGGUGUUGUGCACUGGAGUUUGGGGAGUGUCAACCACAGUGUAGGAAUUGACAACACAAGUUGAUUCAACAUUGUUUAAUGCUAUUGUCUGACUAUUGUACACAUGCGGUGAAAACUGAAAAGGGAAAUUGAAAUGUACAAGAUCAAAAAAUGAGCUAAGACUAAUUACAAAGCAAGCAAGAUCAAAAAGAAAAGGAAACUAAAUACAACAGGCUGGAACUUAAGUCUGAUCUUGUCUUUAUGGGCUUAGAGGAACUGCAAUGUUACAUGACUGGAACAGUCUUGUGUAAAAAGAAACUCUGAUCUAUCUCCGUUGAUCUCCAAACUCCAACUGACUUGAUACUUAAGGGACAUACCACUAUAAGGGUAUUGCUCAUGUAUACAAUUGCAAACUGGUUUAUCAGGAAUGCAAGCCAAGUAUGUAAUUCAAACUGUGAACAAUAGUACACUAGGAAAAUUGGAAAACUGUAAACUCGACAAAGAAAUACAACAGAACUUUUUCCCUACUUUAAAUCACAACCAAAUGAUUAUGUAAUCAAAGUCUUCUUUGAAUGUUCAUUACAGUUACUGUCAAUUAAGAUCAGAGUAUUUUAGACUAGAUGUUCAUGUACUGUAUCUCUGGUCUUAGAAUACCAUAUUUAGCCACAGUUUUGUUGCUACUUUUUCUCUUCUCUAAAAUUCGAUACUGACAGCUGAGAAUACUGUUGGUGUUGGUGUAAGACUAGAUUCUAUUAAAAUAGACUAGAUGUUUAUGAUUCAGCAGUGUAUGUGUUUAUCAACUUAAUGCAGGCCAACAGUAGCUGGUAUUCAUGGGAGCGAUGAAGGAUGCUACUCACUUGCUCUGUCUGGGGGAUAUGAAGAUGACCUUGACUAUGGAGUCUGUUUUACAUACACUGGAGAAGGUGACAAUCUCACUCUACUGAUGCAUGACCCAGAGCAGCAAAUGACUUCCUUUGGGCCUCUGAUAGGCUCUUUACAAACUAAGCACAGGCAGAAUUCUGUUUAAUUGCAUGAUAAGUAAUUUUUGUAAGAUUGUAAUCUGAUGCUUGGCAUAUCAAUACAAUUUUCAAUAAAACAUGAGAUGUCAUGAAUUACUUAUUACCACUGUAGUUCACAUAAAUUGUAAGUUAGCAUUGAUGUACAACAGCUGUGAUCAGACUUCAGCCCCAAGGAUACUAAGAAGAAUCAUUUAUCUGAAUUCAUUGUGUCAGGUCAUUAACUGAAAAGUGAAUUUGGAAUGUUUUCUUCUCGCAGGUGGAAGAGAUUUGAAAGGCACAAAAGCUAAUCCAAAGGUAUUGUCUAAAUUUGUGCGAAACUUGUUUUUAUUUACUGGAUAUCCCCUUUAGUGAUGACUAAACCACAUUUUUGUGCUUGCUUACAUAAUUUAACUUGUAGUCUUUAGUCUCAUGAGUUACAUUUGUCAUGUUUAUCAAAUGGUUUUUACCUAGAACACAUCAGAGAAGAUAGAAGCAACCACAGAUUGCUGGCAUAGCUUUUGGCUAUCCUCUCCCCUCCCUCCCCUGUCUUCCAGAUGGGAUGCUAUAAAUGAAAAGGGUACUAUUGUUGUCUUCACUAUUCUCUGCUAUUUUUGUAGAACUUGCGUACUGCUCCUCAAUCCAAAGAUCAGUGUCUGUCCAGAGGUAAUGAAAGAUUGGUUAUAUGUAUAAUUUCCCUGUCUGUAACAAGGUGUCUUAAGGUGUCUUUAAGAUAGUAGAAUUAUCAUAUCUGAACCAGUGCAUUUUGCCAAAUUAUCUGAAAUAAUGUGAAGCUGAAUGCUUGGCCUUUAUGAUCUUUAUGUGAUUCUCAAUAUCCUUUUUGAUUUUGUUUCUCCACUAUGACCUGCAUUACUGUAACAGGAAAUUUAGCAUUAAGCAGGAGUGUUGAAAGUGGGAAACCUGUGCGUGUUAUCAGAGGAUACAAGCUAAACAGCCUCUAUGCUCCAGAAGAAGGAUACAGAUAUGAUGGUAGGAAGUUCCUGCAAUGAUCCUGACCCAGUGAUAGAGAGAUAGUCUAUUAGAGAACAAUUGCAGACCUACCAGUUUUUAUAGUUCACAUUUUUUUCUAGCCAAGCAGUCAUAUGGCACUUGAAAAUUUAGAGGAUAAAUAGGGCACUAGAAAGCCUCAAGUUUUCACCUAGCAUGGACUUUUACUCUCUUUUGAUGGACUAAGUCAAGAAAGGGGCAACUGCACCUAUAGUCCAUUUUUUACCCCCUGGUAUCCAGCUUCACUUGGUGAUCAAGAUUUUCAUUGAAUUACAUAAACACAUUCGAACCUCCCUGUCAUUCUUUUGUUAUCAUGCUAGCCUAAUUAUUUAUAUAGAAGCUGUAAUAUUUUCUUUUAUUUCACAUUACACGCAUUUCCCACAUAUUAACCUGUUGGAAACAGCUACUAUGGUUUUUUUGCACAUUUUAAAACAGCAGUCAAAUGAUUAGGUUAAUUUUUGCAUCGCAACUGAAAUUGCAGUUUGUGCUAACUUUAUUUAUACUUAAAAAUGGCAGAAAAUAGAAUCUUCCGAUUUCUGGAGCUUUCUUCUGCCUUAGGACAGAGGUAUCCGUGGCAUACAACGUAUCUUAAGUUUUGAUAAGAAACAAGAGACAUGGAUACCUCCCGAUUUGCAAAAUUCAAAUCUCAACACUGUCUUUUAUGAACACUCACAGGGUACGGUCUGUGGAUUUGACUUACUGCCUCAAUAAAUUUGUUAAUGAUUUUACCUGUUUUUAAUUAUCUAUUGUAGGACUUUACCGAGUUGUUAAAUAUUGGCAAGCCUGUGGAUUAAGCGGCUUUAUGGUUUAUAAAUUUGCCCUUAAAAGAUGCGAAGGACAAGCCCCGCCUCCUUGGGAACAAACAAUUGAAGACUCCGGAUCAGACAUCAGUGACUCUAUAAAUGGCUCUAUUAACUGAGCUUUUGGUUAUCUUUAACUUAUAUUUA